This is a messenger RNA of Colletotrichum spaethianum, 1065 nucleotides long. Its product is annotated as transcription factor Sp2. NCBI's taxonomy places the organism in Eukaryota, Fungi, Ascomycota, Sordariomycetes, Glomerellales, Glomerellaceae. The coding region runs from base 1 to 1065 and encodes 354 amino acids. The transcript is spliced from 2 exons. The record is from RefSeq and is a predicted model, not a curated record. Gene Ontology annotation, molecular function: DNA-binding transcription factor activity, RNA polymerase II-specific; RNA polymerase II cis-regulatory region sequence-specific DNA binding. Gene Ontology annotation, cellular component: nucleus. Gene Ontology annotation, biological process: regulation of transcription by RNA polymerase II.
AUGGCCCCAUCCUCCUCGUCCUUUUCCAUUCCGAAUGUGUUGUCAGAAUACGACCAGUUUGCCGACUAUGACCCACCGAUGCCGGCGUCGUACGGAUCCGAAACGUUCCCGCCGGCGCACUCCCACGCAUCUGGCCCGGGCCAUCACGCGCAUUCUCUUCCGGAAUCGCCCGGACGCUCGCCUGGACCGUCAUCUUCUAGGAGCUCUUUCUCUUAUGCGCAAGGUGGACAUGCUUCGAGCUCGCUGGGCCCAAGGAUCAAGAUGGAAAACGUUAACGACUAUGGAUCCGGAAUCGACGCCUCGCACUACGCCUCUCCCCGGUCGAUGCAGGCACCAUACAUGACGGAUUCAGGCCCGUACAGCGGCUCACAUCAACACUACCUGUCAGACACCCAGUCUCCAACUUGGUCCAAGGUCGAAUACGGCGCCGAGCAAUACUAUCAGAACCCGCCAGCAGGCGAUUCAGCCCCAAGUCAAGAGGGAAAGCGUGCAGAAGACACAAAGCACAGCCGCCCGAAGCGGGCGCCGCGGAAGAUGACAUCCUUUGCCGAUGCCCAAUACCAGUGUCAAGUCAAAGGAUGUGGCAAGCUCUUCAGCCGCAGCUACAACUACAAGGCACAUCUGGAUACACACGACGAGAAGCGGGAGUACCCUUUCCCCUGUCCCGUAGCCGACUGCAACAAGCGGUUUGUUCGCAAGACGGAUCUUCAGAGACACAACCAGAGCGUUCACAUGAAGGAGAAGAACCACAGGUGCGACUACUGUGGGCGACUCUUUGCUCGCAAGGACACGCUUCGCAGACACAUGGAGGACGGAUGCUCCAAACGCUUCGAUGUUGGCACCUGUGACCUGCGCGUCGAUGGCUACGAAGGCAUGGGGUCAGCCAGCCGCAGCAUGGGAACGCCGAUGCAUCCCAUGGGACCGGGGUCCGGUCCUCUCCCGCCCAUCACCAUGUCCAUGGGCAGCGGCAGUGGCCUAUUGCAUCCCGAAUCUUCUGCAAGCAGAGGUAGGAGCGUCAUGUCUGGGACAAGCGAUGGGGCACAUAGCGACAGCUGGCAACGAUGA